This is a messenger RNA of Topomyia yanbarensis, 4508 nucleotides long. It is a transcript of the gene cta, whose product is annotated as guanine nucleotide-binding protein subunit alpha homolog. Gene Ontology annotation, biological process: Rho protein signal transduction; adenylate cyclase-modulating G protein-coupled receptor signaling pathway. The record is from RefSeq and is a predicted model, not a curated record. Lineage: Eukaryota; Metazoa; Arthropoda; Insecta; Diptera; Culicidae. Gene Ontology annotation, cellular component: brush border membrane; heterotrimeric G-protein complex. Gene Ontology annotation, molecular function: D5 dopamine receptor binding; GTPase activity; G-protein beta/gamma-subunit complex binding. The coding region runs from base 587 to 1756 and encodes 389 amino acids. The transcript is spliced from 6 exons.
GAGCUCAGCUCGGUCGGUGUUGAUAUCGGUUGGCUCGUACGAAUUUUCGCAAAAUUUCAUGUGUUUUCGGUCGAAAGCAGUGUUCAAAGUGUACGGAAAGCGUUGUUCCAAGUGAUUUUCAUUCGUGGUAGAUAAAAUUUGUACGUUUCGUGACGUUUUCAUGCCGUAAUUACGUGCUUUGAAUCACUUGGGAUUCCUUUUUUCGGGGACGGGUUUCCUUUCGCGAGAGUGACGUUUCUCGAUUCGCCUCGACGGGUGUUUAUUCUAUGUGAGUGUAUGCGUGCGCAAUUGGUUGAAAUAAAGUAAUACACAACCAAAGGCACAGGAGAAAAGGUUUUGAUUGCAUGAUCGUGAAGAAAGAGCUCGAAUGUCGAUGAAGUGAAGGAAGAAAGUGCAAUCUUUUCGAGGUGUGAGUACUCGAAUGUUUGUUUUUGCUGCAAGCAGUGGAUCUCGGUAUUGUACGCGUGAGGAAACAUCAUUCUCCCGUUGCGUAGUGAGCAGUGAAUUUGCUGUGAAAGCCGAUUGGUUGUGUGUGGUAGUAGUGAUGGUGCUUGUCUGUGCUGUUGAUAUGUGAUGAGAUUUAAAAAUGGCUACAGCGAACAACCGUAGGCGCGGAGAAGGCGGCUCAUCGAAGCUGUCCUGUACCCGGUCAUGCUGUGGAGAUUUGUUUGGAUACCUUCUGCGGCUCCGGGUCAGUCCGGAGGAGCUCGAACAGCGCUAUAAGUCCCAAGAGAUUGAUAAGUUUCUCGAAAAGGAUAAGCAUGCAUUCAGAAGACAGGUUAAACUGCUGCUGCUCGGUGCAGGCGAGUCCGGGAAGUCCACCUUUCUCAAGCAGAUGCGGAUUAUUCACGGGAUCAAUUUCGAGCCCGAGCUAAUUCGAGAGUAUCAACAUGUGAUCUACCAAAAUUUAGUCAAAGGCAUGCAAGUGCUGUGCGACGCUAGGGAUAAGCUAGAUAUACCAUGGGAAGACCUGAAGUCCCAGCUGGAUGCGAACCAGGCGAUCCUGUUCCGCAGUGAUUCGUCGCUGGGUGUUGAACAGUUCCAUCAAUAUGUGCCGGUCAUCCGAAGGCUGUGGCAGGAUGGAGCGAUACAGCAGGCGUACGACCGACGGAGAGAGUUUCAGAUUAGUGAUUCAGUGAAGUAUUUCUUAGAAGAAUUAGAUCGGAUAGCGAGGUUCGACUACGUUCCCACACGUACCGAUAUACUACGGUGUCGCAAAGCAACCAAGGGGGUGUAUGAAUUUACAAUUAGAAUACAGACCAUUCCAUUCGUGUUCGUCGACGUUGGCGGACAGCGGACGCAGCGGCAGAAAUGGACCAAAUGCUUCGACUGUUCGGUGACCUCGAUACUGUUUCUGGUGUCGACGUGCGAAUUCGAUCAGGUUCUCGCGGAGGACAGGAAAACCAACCGCCUGGAGGAAUCGCGAAACAUCUUCGACACGAUUGUGAAUAACACCACCUUCCAGGGCAUCUCGAUCAUCCUGUUUCUGAACAAGACCGACCUGCUCAAGGAGAAGGUGAAAAAUCCCAACACCGACAUCCGCUGGUACUAUCCGCAGUUCACCGGCAACCCGCACUCGAUACUGGACGUGCAGAACUUUAUCCUGCAGAUGUUCAUGAACGUGCGGAAAAACACCAAAACGCCAAUCUAUCAUCACUUCACCAACGCGGUGGACACGCAGAACAUCCAGGUCGUGUUCAGCUCAGUCAAGGAUACGAUUCUGCAGCGGAACCUAGCGGCACUGAUGCUGCAGUGAGUGAGCUGCUUGGUGGUUAUUAUUAGAUGUUGUAGUUGUUCCGAGUGCGACUGCUUUCACUUGUCGCGAAAGGUAACUUGCAAGGGUCGCCUGUCCAGCCUUCAGUUCUUUGUUAAUUAUUAAUUAUCGUAUAGGAAGAAAACGGAAAGCAGCGACAUCCAAGAAAAAGUCCACUUUAGUUACGUUUUGUUAGGUGAAAUACGUUGGAUAGCAUCCUAUUAUUUAUUUUCUAUCGACAAAAGAUUUCCACUUUUCCUUUGCUACGAAGAGAUUUAUGAUAUUUGCGACAUUCAACAGCAGAGUAGAAACUGUAAGAUUUUUUUCUUCUAUCCGGUAGGGCGUUUAUAUCUUUUCCAGAAGAUAGAAGUAAUCCACUAGUGCUCAGGCAGGAUUGUAAACCUCAACCAUACUUUUGAAAAGUAGCCGAAUAGACAGAAUAAAUGCCAUCGCCUCGAGGGUUUCCUUCAGGUUUGAAAACCGUGCAUUGUUUAAACGAAUCUCGUUCAACAAAAACUGCCAUAUAGAAGAGUUACGGUAACUUAAUUCGAAAAAAUGUCUACCAUCAAGCAUUCACAUUAGUAUUAAGAGACUACAUUUUCAGGUCUCAUUUAAACUUAAUACAAAUUAAUUUGUAUGAAAGUCGAUUAAAACCCUCCAAUGCAAAACUCCAAACUCCUUGAGAUCCUUUGGCGUAAAAAUCGUUCAGGUUGAACGUCAGUGGUUCAGUGUAGAAUUAUUCUCUCAGACACACCAAGCAUUCGAUAGUUUGCCCCUUAAAUAUCGACCAUUGUCCAUCGCGAAAUUUGUUUUGUAUUACCCGACAAAUGAUUUAGGCAACGGGCGCGGUUUGCUAAACCGAACACGGGAGAGUACCUUUUAGGCGGUAUUGAAGAUCGUUAUGCUUAUAUAAAUAUUACACUGAAGCUUACGACCCUUCCUGUAGGUAGGGUGUAUGAUGCUACCCAACCAGUCGAAAAUAUUUUUUCUUCCACUCAGAUCACCCCGAUCACACAGUAGAUUACUUCAUGCAAACGGACAAUCACUGCCGACCGUGAUUCCGUCGUUUCCAACAGCCUUACCAUUUCCGCUCUUGAAAAGCCAUUCUAACUUCCUCUAACGUGAGAGGAUCCACAGUUUGUUCGUCAUUAUCGAUCCUUAUUGUGCUUAUGCGGAUUCUUCUAUACCUACAAUGUGUUCAUGUAACUCUACUUCUAACUGUAGUUGUGCAUGUCCUGGACAAUAUCCCAGAAAAACUACUACAUGCUGCAUCAUGCCGUUACGAAGCCAUCCAGCUCCACAACUAAAUGUCGUAUUAUUUUUGACACCAGCGCUAAAUCAUCCUGAUCGGAUCUGUCUCAAAACGAUGUGCUUUUCAGUGGUUCACAAUGGUUUGUACUCCAUUGGGCUGAGGUUUCGUAAGUAUAAGAUUCCGUUUUCUGCGGACAUCUCAAAAAUGUACUGCAAGAUACUUGUGGCAUCAGACGACCAACAUUACUAAAGGAUAUUCUGGACCGACCCGCUACAAGUUUUGGAACUGAAUAUGUUUGAUUCAGUUAGUCAACGAAGAAACCGAAGCGAUGCCAAUCGCUGCCCGUGUCGUAAAACAUGAGGUGUAUAUGAACGAUAUUCGUACCGGAGCAGAAAUAACACUAGAAGCCAUCGAAGCCCAACGUCAGCUGAAACUCCUACUUAGUCGAGGUUGUUUGCCUGUACACAAAUGGUGUUCGAAUUUCUAAGAGUUUCUAGAGCACAUCUCACAACAGUAUCAAGAGAAACAAGCUGCCCUCUCGGACUACGCAGCAAAUAAGGUCAUCAGUAUUUUAUGUUUCAUUUGGGAUCCUAAUGAAGACAUCUUGUAUACCGCACAUCAUCCCGAAUAACCGACAGAGCACACACAGAUCGUUACAAAAAGAACGCUGAAGUUGCAAAAAUUUUCGGCCCGCUUGGAAUAUUUUCACCGGUCAUCCAGAAUCCCAACAUUCGUCGCACCGUCGUCUAUACUAUACUGUAUUAUCCUAUACGUUAUACUCAUCUCUCAGAUAACCCAGAGCGAUGGGCAUUCUUGCUGGCUUCGCAUCGCUAAGACCUACUUUGGCAACCGAUGGCUUGUCGAUGUAGUUGCUCAGAUUUAUGUCGAAGUCACUAACUUCUCCGGCUUCUGCAUGACAAUGUCUACAACAUAAUGCGACAAUCGACUCGAUUACAGGCUGCUUUCGCGACGAAUUUGUUGGCUCUCACAUCUGCCUUUUUUACUGGACACUUCGGCGUUCUUCUCCUUCACCAAGAAACGAAUCUCAUUCGGGCCAAAAUCAUUCACAUCAAAAUAGUAUUCUCGUUCACUUUCUUCAUUCACUCUUUCUUCGCCAUCAUUGGCCGAUUCUUCUUCCAUUAUCUGCUGCUUUGAUUUCAUUUCUGAAAUCGGCAAACUCUCGACGGUUGUCAACCACAACUCAGACCUGUGUGAAGAUUAGUCGUCCAUCUCUAAAAAUCUUGCAUCAGGGCAGAUUGUGGAUCUUGUCAGUCAUCGUAUUAACAAAUGGGUAACCCUUGUGGACGUCAGAGUAUCCAAUGAACCGUGUAGCUUCUGCGUUGUGCGGCCGAACUUUCCCCGCUUGACGUCAGGCCGGAAAACCAUAUACUAUCGAAUGGCGAAGCGUUGAUUGCCGCCCGUAGCACUUGUUAUACGGAGUCUUGGCAACGGAACGCGGGUAAGCCACCAUCCAGGAGCAUCGUCAUCACCAUUUCCUGCAGU